Messenger RNA from Suillus paluster, 1755 nucleotides. RefSeq lists its product as uncharacterized. Gene Ontology annotation, cellular component: mitochondrion. The coding region runs from base 1 to 1755 and encodes 584 amino acids. The transcript is spliced from 3 exons. The record is from RefSeq and is a predicted model, not a curated record. NCBI's taxonomy places the organism in Eukaryota, Fungi, Basidiomycota, Agaricomycetes, Boletales, Suillaceae.
AUGGCCAGCGUGGAGAUUGUUCGUGGAAUCGCGUCUGGCGCUGUCCGUCACCAGGAACCGAAGUCUCGUGGGCACCUGUUUGGCUUGGGCUGGUUCUCAAAGGAUAAUGACAAACAGGGGAAGAGGAAAUCUCGACAGGUAGCUGCAGAGAGUCCGCUCGGUUUCACAGCGUAUCGAAAACCUCCGGUUUAUGUUGGCGGAAGUUCAGUACUAGUGCAAGUAUGGGCCGUGGGUCUGGAUGAUGUGGAUGCUCGUCUUGUGGGUGUGCAUCCGCCGUCAUCGAAACAACCAUCGCCAGGGGCUCCAUACAGAGUUGAGGAGAAAGGUGCUGGGAAACGGCAUGUUCCACUGGGUUACAUUCCAGGACGAUCUUUCAUUGGGCGCAUCCUCGAAGUGGGAUGGGAAGUUGAUGAACACACUCUCAAGAAAGGGGAGUGGGUUAUCGGUCUUAACAGUGUGCAGAAGUGUGGGGCUUUGGCUGAAUUCAUACUCGUUGACCAACAUCGCAUUCGUCACGUUCCACAUCCUUACAUACCUAAUCAGCCGUCUCUGGUUCUCGCUUCGUCGAGCGAGGCUGCCGAAGAUGGUGAGCGGGGACAGCGUGAUUCGCUCAUAUUUCCUUCCGUGAAUGAACCCAAAGGUCUCACAGUAGACGAACUCGCUCUGCUCCCGCUUUCAGGCGUUCCUGCUUAUCGCGCUGUGCGCACAUUGACACACAUCACGCGUGCGCUAGCAAAGCCUGGCACAGCUGCACGGCAGCCACGCGAAAACAGGCAUAGUCAUGAUGUUGCCAGUGUCACUGACGAAGACGAUGGUGUUGUCAUCGUGCGUUCCAUAAAACAUGGUCUAGCAGACAAGCAACUCGACGCAACGCGUCCUCGCGUAUUAAUCUUACGUGGACAUGACGGACCCGGUGCGCUGGCCUUUCAGAUGCUUGUUCGCGCUGGGUGGUCUGUCUGGGUUCACGUACCCGUGCCAUUCGACCUUCCAGGUCCUCCUCACGAGUUACAAGAAAAUUUCAAAGAUGAGGAGGAACGUGUAUUGGGAAAACGACGGGUUAUGCUGGAACGAAUCGAAAGACGACUUCGUGAGUGGGGCGCAGACGAGAAUACUUCUGUGACGACACUUUUCAACUACUUUGCACGUGCGCGCAUUCGUUUCGAUGCAGUCAUCGAUACAAUCGGAGGUCGUGAGAUUUGGGAAGCUGGAUGUGCCUUGCUCAGCCUUCCAGUUCAUGACGCCGCGCGAACCAGUAUAGAAGGCCAGUUUACCACCCUAGUGGGCGAUGCGCCCGACCGCGUUGUGUCCACAGCAAGCGAUCAUUUCCGCGCAGGCGUGCGGGCGCUCCGCAUUGGUAACGCGAAAUGCGCCUUAGAAGUCCACGACGAGGGCGAGUUCUCUCACGCAACCGUCAGCCUCGCCGGAGGCAAGAAGACCAGGAAGGCGAAGCCUCGGCCAGUGAAUUAUGCGUGGGUGAACGUCAUGUCGGACGUGGAUUGGGAGGGUGCAGAUGUGCGGGACUCGUUGGCUGCGGUCCUGGCGAUGGCGAUGGAGGAAGGCGUGCGGCCUGCUAUCGGCCUUGGGGACUAUCCGGAUAUGCCAAACAAGGGCAAAGGGAAGUUGAAGGCAGUGUUUAGCGGUGGUGACGGAGAGACGCCCGGGAAAGCCGUCCCUUUCGAGAACACACCUCAAGUUUUCGUGCCUGGGGGUGGGCUUGAGCAUGGCGGGACGGUCGUGUCCAGAAUAGUUGGGUGA